ACAAGCAUCCUGACGCCGUUCCGAAACAUUCCGUAUCUUCGUAUCUUUGCAUCUUUGUAUCUUACUGUUAAGUUGCUUGCGUGAAAAAACGGCAUGGUCCUAGCCCUCCGAUAAGGCUCGAAGCAUCCAUCCAUGCUACCGCGCAGAUCAUCCUGCUAUUCUCAGCCCGGGGCCUGGCCUCGAAAGGUAAUUGGGCCCAGUGUACGCUCUGAGGCGUGGUUUGAGAUGUUGGAGCCCGGCCCGCUGUAUUGCACACGACAUCAGACCAUGGCCUCAUCUCAGUCGGGCCGGCCGGAUCUCAAGCUGGCCAGUUACACGGUUCGCCGGUCAAGGUGCGAAUGUCUGUCGAUGCGGGCCGAUGAUAUAUGCAACUGCGCCGCCGUCCUCAUAUUGGGGGCGAUUGUGAGGCCGUGAGGCUUUUUCUUUCUUAUGCGGCGCAGAGCGGCGGUGGUUGAUGGUGGUGGUAGUGAUGGCGGUGGCGGGGAGCCGCAUCACGAAGGACGAGCUGCGCAACAACGCCACCGACGGCAA
Molecule: messenger RNA, 531 nt
Organism: Aplosporella prunicola CBS 121167
Lineage: Eukaryota; Fungi; Ascomycota; Dothideomycetes; Botryosphaeriales; Aplosporellaceae
Exons: 1
Coding region: 133-414 (93 amino acids)
Source: RefSeq, a predicted model, not a curated record